Messenger RNA from Ceraceosorus bombacis, 1233 nucleotides. The record is from the annotation of a GenBank genome assembly. NCBI's taxonomy places the organism in Eukaryota, Fungi, Basidiomycota, Exobasidiomycetes, Ceraceosorales, Ceraceosoraceae.
AUGGAGGUGGACGAGGAAGCGCAACAGGUCGCAGCGUCCACUUCCACAUCGAGUGCGGCUGUACCCAGGCGGAACAAGCAAAGAGUGCUGUUGCUCCCAUCCAGAGGCGUCACCAUGAGGAUGAGACACUUGGUCAACGAUCUCGAAGCUCUGUUACCACACUCAAAAAAGGGUGAGCAUGCGCUGCGGCAGGGGGCUGGCUCGCAUGAGCGUACUGUGUCGUCUGCCAUUCUCUCCCCAAAGCCCAGUAGAGCCAUUGCGCUUAGGUGCAGUGCUCACCAUGCCUCACUUGUACGCAUACAGACUCUAAAUUGGAUUCCAAGUCCGACUUGCACGUCCUCAACGAGCUUGCCGAGCUGAACAACUGCAAUGUGAGUGCCUCGACCUCCGACCAUGACGCAUGCAGCUUUUCAAGUGUCUGACCGGCCUCGACUCGUUCGGUGCGACAGAAUACCCUCUACUUUGAAGCACGGAAACACCAAGAUCUGUACUUGUGGACUUCGAAGACGCCCAACGGCCCCAGCGCCAAGCUGCUUAUUCAAAAUGUGCACACGAUGGACGAACUGAAGAUGACUGGAAAUUGCUUGAAGGGAAGCCGGCACGUUUUGAGUUUUGACAAGACGUUCGAUGAGGUUCCACAUUGGGGUUUGAUGAAGGAGCUUUUGGCCCAGGUGAGCUCCUCAGCUAGGCCUGCUCUACCAAAGAGGUUGCUGCGACCUCGAUCUGACGAGGCUCCUUUCUCCUUUCUCUCCCACGCAGGCAUUCGCGGUGCCAAAAGGUGCGAGAAGAUCAAAACCUUUCAUCGACCACGUCAUUUCCUUUUCUGUCCUCGAUGGGCGGAUAUGGUUCAGGAACUACCAGAUCGUAUCAGCAGCUGCCGAUCCUGGCGCCUCAGCACUCGUAGCGGCAGAAGCAGCCUCGCAAGGGACGACUGCCAAAGUGCGUCACUCAAAGAAGAGCGAUGCGGACGAGAAGCCACCGACGCUGGUAGAGAUUGGCCCGCGCUUCGUGAUGACGCCCAUUCGAAUCUUUGAGGGUAGUUUUGGAGGAGCGACGCUGUACGAGAAUCCGGAGUACUUGUCCCCGAAUACGGUCAGACAUGAGGAGAGACGCAAAAAGGGAGAGCACUACAAGGAGAGAACGACGGCGAAGGCUAAUGUGCUCGCCAAGAGGCAGAAACUUCGGGAUGAUAGGAAAGCUGAUCCUCUGGCCAGGGGCAAAGUCUUUGGCUAA